Molecule: messenger RNA, 1387 nt
Organism: Suillus discolor
Lineage: Eukaryota; Fungi; Basidiomycota; Agaricomycetes; Boletales; Suillaceae
Exons: 14
Coding region: 329-1249 (306 amino acids)
Source: RefSeq, a predicted model, not a curated record
GUUGCGUUGCCUCCCACCGACAUUCAAGUUGGCCCUAUAUUUUGCCCGCGGUGAGAGUGACAGACCGCGUUUACAGUCAUUGCAAUUCUCGACACAUCGCAUUAUAGUGCAUGGCGCCUCUUACUAUCUCUGAUGACUAUAGCUUGGCUGUGCAUCAGUUUGUAGGCUUAAAAUAACUGGGGCAAUUUCAAAUUACUCAAUCCAUACUAGUGCAUGCCUUCUAUCGAAUAUCGUACUUAAGUGAUGCUUGCAGGUUCAUCGGGGUUCCAUUCAGGACUUGCGAGUAGGUACUUAUACAAGGCACAUACUGAGUACCAAAAUUAUCCUGAUGUCUUCCCUACUACCGGUCUCAGACCUAACGAAUUUGCAGACUGUCAAGUACGCCAAUUUGGGUAGUCUUGCAAUCCUCGUGUUUGAUUAUUGCAUCACUUUUUCCGAAGAGGUGCGAUGGACCUGGUUCAAACCAUGGGAUGUAACCCGUGUCAUAUUCGUUAUCUCCCGAUAUUUGCCUUUCGUGGGGGUUGGAAUGACUGCAUAUGACGCACUACGUGUCAGCAAUCAGUGUGCCUCUACUGUGGAAGGAUAUAUCGUUCACGUCAUAAGUAUCGCUGCUGCGGAAGCCUUGCUGGUUAUCCGGACCUGGGCAUUCUGGCAAAAGAGUAAAAAUUUGCUGAUCGGAUUAGUUGUUUAUAGUGUGUUGACAAUCAUCGCCGCCAUUGCUGCAGACUUAACUCCUACGAUGUUGAUCCCAGGAGAGGAGCCCCCUCCAGGAACAUGUUACUUCGAGAGCACACGUAAUGCUGCGAUCGUAUACUUGUUCUUGGUGAUAUUCGAAAGUGUGAUGCUGAUCCUCAAUGUGUAUAAGAGGGUCCGCGACUAUAAAGACUUUCAGAGCGGAAUCAUAGUAACUUUAUACCACGGUGGCAUGUUCUACAUGUUGUGCAUCCUCGCCGUCACGCUCGGUAAUGUUAUCUUUGAGGGUGCACUUCCGGUACAUGUCUGGUCUAUCAAAUCCUACGACUCGCUAACUUUCCUUUCUUUUCUGCAGAGCGCCUACAGCAAUAUGUUUGACUCGCUACAGCUGGUCGUUCACAGCGUCCUGGCAUCACGAAUUCUAUUCCGUCUUCGAGAUAGCAAUGAACGUGUCCACGUACCGUCCAUGUCAGUAAUGACAUUAGACACUCAGCUAAACUGUUUACGACCUUCGUCGAUGUCGAUGAGUGGGAUGGGUACUACCAGUGAAGUUUGAGGGGAAUGUAGGUGUACUAGUAUGCGGAACCAUCGGCCUCUGAGCUUAUACUAUUAUUAUUUAUUGGCCAAUGAUAGUGCGAGACCUGAGGGAAUCAAAUGGUGAUUUAUUCUUGUUUCCUCCAAGCCUAGUUGCGGU